AUGCGGGUCCCAUAUCACCCAGCCGUUUCGGCGCCGUGCGCACCGAGUCCAGCCUCCACGCCCGCUCCUUCGGGCAUUGAUGACGCCAGCAGCAUUACCGGCAUCCGGGCAGACCUGCUCAUCCCAGGCCGCGGCGAGCCCGUCAAGCAAGGCGCGGUAGUCAUCCGCGACGCCCGCAUCGCAUGGGCUGGCGCCUACCGGAACCUCCCGCCAGAGUAUCACCACAGUGUGACGUUUACCCACGUCCCUGUCGUCAUGCCGGGCAUGUGGGAUCUGCACACGCACUUUGGGGGCCUGGGUAGGGACGUGCGGUUCUUUGACGACCCCAAGGCUCUGCUCCCUGGCGCGGGGGUGCUUGCUGGCGCCAUCACCGUGGAGGAUCUACGGCGGACCCUGGAGGCCGGGUUCACCAGCAUCAGGGAGCUAUCGGGUUACGCUGGCUAUCUGGCUCCUGGAGUUGAAGGCGGCUACAUCGCCGGGCCGAACAUCUACUCGUCGAUAGCCAUCCUGUCGGUCACUGGAGGGCAUGGAGACAUACAUGAUUGCCUGCUGGACAGCGUCGUCCAGUCUGGUCAUACAGGGGGUCCAUUCUACCUGUGCGAUGGCGUGGAUGAGUGCAUCAAGGCUGUCCGCGUAAUGGUCCGCCGGGGCGCAAAGUGCAUCAAGGUGUGCUCUUCGGGUGGUGUGCUGAGCCUAAACGACGACCCGGAGGAUCGGCAGUUCUCAGAUGAGGAGCUCAAGGCCAUUGUUGACGAGGCCGGGCGGACGGGCCGUAGAGUCGCCGCUCACGCCAUUGGCAAGGCGGGCAUCCUUGCCGCCCUCCGCGCGGGCAUCACCAGUAUCGAGCACGGCUGCUACCUGGACGAGGAGGUCGCCAAGAUCAUGAAGGAGAAGGGCGCUAUCCUGAUUGCCACACGGCACAUCCAGGAGAGCCUCCUCGAGAACCACGAAGGCUUCCCUGAAAAGGUCAAGGAGAAGAUUGAAAAGAUCGUCCCGCUGACACGGGCCAACUACGACCUCGCAGUGAAGCUCGGCGUGCGCAUCGCUCUCGGAACCGACAUGUGGAACAGUGACCCGGCGCACCCGAUUGCGCACGGGAGAAACGGCAUGGAGCUACGCUACGCGCACAAGGCGGGCAUGAAGCCCCUCGACAUCAUCGAGGCGUGCACGGCGACCUCGCCAGAGGUGCUGGGCAAGCUGGCGCCGCUGUCGGGCCAGCUCAAGGAGGGCUACGACGCGGAUCUGAUCGCGGUUGCAUCGAACCCGCUCGACGACAUUGAGGUGCUCACCAAGCCUGAGAAUGUCACGCACGUCUGGAGGGCGGGCAAGCUGUACAAGUCGCCGUCGACGCACUGA
Messenger RNA from Microdochium trichocladiopsis, 1356 nucleotides. RefSeq lists its product as uncharacterized. The transcript has 2 exons. NCBI's taxonomy places the organism in Eukaryota, Fungi, Ascomycota, Sordariomycetes, Xylariales, Microdochiaceae. The record is from RefSeq and is a predicted model, not a curated record. Gene Ontology annotation, molecular function: hydrolase activity, acting on carbon-nitrogen (but not peptide) bonds. Bases 1 to 1356 code for a protein of 451 amino acids.